Messenger RNA from Paramecium sonneborni, 540 nucleotides. The record is from the annotation of a GenBank genome assembly. Lineage: Eukaryota; Ciliophora; Oligohymenophorea; Peniculida; Parameciidae.
AUGGAAUAGUUCACAGAUGAUGAAGAAAUACAAUUGAUACCAAUUAAAAAGAAACCGAAAACAUAGGAAAUAAACAAAAAAAAUAUAAAUAUAUAAAGAUAAUAGAGUUUACAAAAACCCAUCAGCAAGUCUAAUCCUAAAAGGAUGGAUUUAAAAAUUUAAACAUCAUUGUUGGAUUCCCUUAAAUUUACAGAGAACAUUCAACCUGAUAUUAUAAAAUGUUGUUUGGAUAAUGAUUUUACUUUAUGGGAGCACUAAAAUUUUGUUUUUAAAUUGAGUCAAAAAUAUCUAAAUUAAAAAGUUGAACAAGAUUAGAAAAUAAUACAAUAUUUUAAUGAUUUUAAUUAGAAAUGGAAAAUAUAUCCCUAUUAACACUUUGUUGAUCUAAAACCUGAGACAGACCAUGUUAUUAAAAGAUAACCAUUAUUUGAUUAAAAAAAAAAAAAUAAAAAAAAUAAAAGAAAAAAUUAAAUAAAAGUAAUCCCUUUAUAUUAGAAUUAAAAAAUAGUAGAUAUAAGAAUAAAAUUAGAGUUUUAAUGA